AUGGAUUGCCUUCAACCGCCUCCAUAUAUCUACAGAAUAAUCACUCAACCAAUUGCUGUUAUCAGCUUUCCAACCUAUUUGACUGUUUUCUUGGCUUUAACAUUCCUGAAGUCCGAUGUUAGCCGAAAAUACCAAUUAUUUCUUAUAUGGAAUGUUAUUGAAAACUUUGCACUUGACGUGUACCUUAUAUUUUUCUUGGUGCCAGCCGUUCAUUCUCCUUAUAUUUUGUUCAGAGGGACUGGACUUUUGUCACACCUUGGGUUUAGUGGAACAAUUCAAUUUUUGAUUACUUGUUUGAUUGUAAAUAUCCAUACUCUCUACAUGACUGAAAUCUUUUACUAUCGCUACCAAUCUUGUAUUUUCAACUACAAAACUCAUAAAUUCAGUUAUUUCGUGAAAUCGUAUGUUUAUUUGAUACGAACCUUAAUAAUUACCACUUCAAUAUUCCACUUUGCAACUUAUCAAGAUGCAACUAAAAUUGAAGCUCAUAACAAACUAAAUGCUUUAAAACAAAACAAAACAGAUCAAUUUUUGAAUUGUUCAUCCUCGUUUUUGCUCAUCCCAUUUACUGAUUACGUAUCCACAUUUGUCCUAGGUGCUUGGAUAUUUAUAACAGUUAUUCUAACAUUCUCACUACCAAUCACCGCUUUAUACAUCAAUAUCAGUAUACCACGAUCCACAUCUCACGUUAAUUGGAAAAUCCAAAAGCAAUUAUUGAAGCGUUUGGUUAUACAAUUCGCAGUACAUGAGAUUUUAAUGGGAAUACCACAUUGUAUGUUCAUUUACGCAGUUCUAUUUGGUUAUCAAAGUGAAACGCUAGCUUACAGCGGAUUCGUCUCUUUUUCCUAUCACGGAAUCGCCUCAACGCUUUCAAUCAUUUUUUUGACUAAACCACUGAGAAACUAUAUUCUAACAAAUUUGAGAUUAGAAAGAACUCCUAUUGUAAAAAUCACAAACAACAAAUGCCACUUCCCGAUUAGUUCUGUAAUGCAUAAUUGA
Molecule: messenger RNA, 999 nt
Organism: Caenorhabditis elegans
Lineage: Eukaryota; Metazoa; Nematoda; Chromadorea; Rhabditida; Rhabditidae
Gene: srh-19
Product: Serpentine Receptor, class H
Exons: 4
Coding region: 1-999 (332 amino acids)
Source: RefSeq, marked reviewed